This is a messenger RNA of Micropterus dolomieu (smallmouth bass), 2526 nucleotides long. It is a transcript of the gene dyrk4, whose product is annotated as dual-specificity tyrosine-(Y)-phosphorylation regulated kinase 4. Gene Ontology annotation, molecular function: protein serine/threonine kinase activity; protein serine/threonine/tyrosine kinase activity; ATP binding. Gene Ontology annotation, biological process: peptidyl-serine phosphorylation; peptidyl-threonine phosphorylation. Gene Ontology annotation, cellular component: nucleus. Bases 159 to 1763 code for a protein of 534 amino acids. The transcript is spliced from 12 exons. Lineage: Eukaryota; Metazoa; Chordata; Actinopteri; Centrarchiformes; Centrarchidae. The record is from RefSeq and is a predicted model, not a curated record.
CUCAGCUUGAGCCACCGGUGGUCCAGGUGGUGGUCAGCAAUGCCAAAAACCAACACCAGCAGUCGGACAACAUCCUGCCCCAAAUUGCCAACAAAGGGGGCCAAAACAACUAUCAGACACACCCGGAUGAGAGGCCGAAGCCCACCCAGCAGUUCGCCAUGCGGUUUGGUGCAGCAAUGGAUAAAGUGUCAGUCUCCCGCAACAGCAAGAUUAUCAGCAACAAGCUGGACAAAGAGAGGUCAUAUGAGGGACAAAGGUUACCCAUGUCCCCCAUAGAGGCACUGAAGAACUUCCAGGAGCGGCUGACGGAGUUUGAGCAGGAAGAAAUCAUGGACUACGCAGAGAUCUGGUUCUUGGGUCUGGGCUCUCAGAAGCUAGAGGGCUCCCAAGGUGCACCGCAGAACUCUGGAUAUGAUGACGAGCAUGGAAGCUACAUCAGGGUGCUGCACGACCACAUUGGCUACAGGUUUGAAGUGCUUGAAGUGAUUGGGAAAGGCUCCUUUGGGCAGGUCCUGAAAUGUCUGGACCACAAGACCAAUGAACUCGUAGCCAUUAAGAUGAUUCGCAAUAAGAAAAGGUUUCAUCACCAAGCUCUGGUUGAGUUGAAGAUCCUGGAUGUAAUAAAGAGGAAAGACAAAGACAACCUCCACAACGUUAUCCACAUGAAGGAGUACUUUUACUUCCGAAAUCACCUGUGCAUCUCCUUUGAGCUACUCGGGGUGAACUUGUACGAGCUCAUCAAAAAAAACAACUUCCAGGGCUUCAGUCUCGCUCUCAUCCGUCGGUUUACCCAUGCUCUCCUCAGGUGCCUGCAGAUGCUGCACAGGGAGAAGAUUAUCCACUGUGACCUCAAACCGGAGAACAUCCUUCUGUCUCAGCGAGGUCCAGGGAACAUCAAGGUGGUUGACUUUGGAUCAAGCUGUUAUGAACAACAAAGGGUGUACACCUACAUCCAGAGUCGCUUCUACCGCUCUCCAGAGGUCAUCCUGGGUCACCCCUACAGCAUGGCCAUUGACAUGUGGAGUCUGGGUUGCAUCCUUGGUGAACUCUACACAGGCUAUCCUCUCUUCCCUGGAGAGAGCGAAGUGGAGCAGAUAGCUUGCAUAAUGGAGGUUCUUGGAAUGCCUCCAAAUGAUUUUGUUCAGUCAGCAUCCAGGAAGAGGUUGUUCUUUGACUCAAAAGGAAACCCAAGGAACAUCACUAACAGCAAGGGGAAGAAGAGGAGACCCAACUCCAAGGAGCUGUCAACUGCGUUGAAAACCAAUGAUGCUUUGUUCUUAGACUUUAUCAAACGCUGCCUCACUUGGGAUCCAACCAAGCGUAUGACCCCUGAUGAGGGGUUACAGCAUGAAUGGAUCCUGGAGGGAAAUUUCAACAAAAUCCGGCCUAGAGCCAGGCCAACAGCAAAGAAGACCUCCGACAGUUUGACCAGCACAGAGAAUAGCAGUGAGCACAGUUUCCGCAAACAAGCUAACGGCAAGCCUGUGGAGAAGGCCGGCUUACAGAGCAGCACUACUGACAAGCUGAAGAGAGACGGUUCAGCAACAGGAACUAAGAUGGCCCCUGCCGAGCGUUUGCGGCCCAUCGGGGCCUCAGCAGAGGAGGAGGUGUAUGAGAAUGAGGGCAAGCUCUCCAAGGAUACCAAGCAGCAAGAAGGAGGUGGAGAGAGGCCUGUUCACAUCAUCAUCAAGCCUCAAGAGGAAGUGGGCACAGAGAAAAAAGAAAGCCAGGAACCGUCUCAGUGUUUGCCCCCUAUCAUCUAACAGUCAAAAGGAAUCGUGCUGCGUUCAUGACAUGUGGGAACUGGGGAUGUCCCACUUCCCACCUGAGAGUAACCAAGUUUUUGAAGUGUAAGCAAAUGGAUGGUUGAAUCUGUAAGGCAUUGCACACACAGAAAAUUAAAAGAUCCCUUUUCUCUUAUUUGCGACAAACUCUGUCAUGUUGCUUGUGUGUCUACAUGACGUCACAAAACAACAUGUUAGAGCACAUCAAGUCUGAGUUUUGGAUUUUAAGUCUUAAAACAGAUCAAGUGGAUGUUUCCUGCUGACAGGAAACAAACCAGUUCCCAUGUGCCAUGAACAAAUUAUUGAUGACACACUGAUCAUCAGCAUCUUCUAUUUAUUGUUUUAAGUAUACGGUUAUAGAGUAUUAUUUCUUUCUGUGGAACUUUGAGUUUGUAUAACAGUGAGGUCAAUCAACCAGUUGUACUUUUUUAUAUAAAGGAGUUAAGAUGCAGUUACAGACAGGCAUUAUGUUUAAAUGUGUCACAAUUGAGAAAUCAAGUUACAAUACAUAGUGCAGCACUAACUUUCUGCUGUCACUGUUUAUUGAACCCAAUCUUUGCUGUGCAUUGACAUUUUUGAUAAACAGGUUAGACUUUCAACAAUUUUUACUUUUCUCACUUUCCAUGUUAAAAGUAUCUGAGUUUAAAAAGUGCGUGGGUAAAAAAUUGAUCAAAUCUUUGUUUUUGCUUUUUAUUUGUUUUUCUUUUAGACAUUUUAGCAUUACUUUCAUAAUGGUGAAAUA